Nothobranchius furzeri (turquoise killifish) is the source of this 1588-nucleotide messenger RNA. The record is from RefSeq and is a predicted model, not a curated record. Lineage: Eukaryota; Metazoa; Chordata; Actinopteri; Cyprinodontiformes; Nothobranchiidae.
UCUGGAUGUGUCAGACUGUUCUAGAAGGCAAAGCACAGGUGCUAUAUCUGGCCCCAGCAGCCCCCCAGCAGGCCGCUCACAUAUCAAACCAGCAGGAGAAGCUACUGAACUGACGCUUUCAAGCCUUAAAAUGACGGAAACUCAGAGAAUAACUAUUGUGAAGAUGGGUGCUCUCUGAAGAGUGACAACACGACGUAUAUGAAGGGAAGCUCAAAGGCCUGUUUGGAUUAGGGUUAAGUUAAAGACAGCCCUAUGUGGUGUUCUUAUCUGUUGUGUCAGUGUCCCGCAGAAGACCAAACCCAUGGCCUUCCGGUCACAGAAGGAGAUGUUUGAGAAGAUGGAGGAGUCCUUCAAAAUCUGUGCAUUUUGUGAGAAACGGCAAAAUGAACUUUCACACACAGAGAGUCUGAAGCGUUGUGCCAGAUGCCUACAUGUUUACUACUGCUGCAAAGAAUGUCAGAGGGAGGACUGGCCCAAACACAAGAAGUUCUGCUCCGUUCUGCGUCUAGCCUCUAUCGACAGAGUGGUUGAAUGGUUGGUGUUCAAAGGAGAAAUUCCAUUCACCACAGAGAAGUGGUCAAAGCCCCAGUCAGAGGUUAAGUGUUGGGAUGACUGGCUUUCCAUGCAGGGAGAUCUCCCGUCACGCCUCGAUCCUAUCAUAAACGGAGCCAACAUGAAGGACUUGUGGACCGACGCAGGCAGGCCUCGGCCUAGCGACGAAGAUCUAAAGCAGUCUCUGUGGAGGGUCUGCAGUGAGUUCUUCUGCAGGCCUCUUACGAUAGCCUGGGGAAUGAGGCAGUUUGGUCUGAACCCAUGCUCCAAACCUCUCACCAUUCACCUGGUGGGAGUAGGACGCAACGAGACAAUAGCUGCUAAAGUAACGGACUACGAUGAGCUGAGCUGCAUGUUCCCAGGACACCAGGGCAUAGAGGUAGUGAUGGUGGGACCAGAGGUGGUGAAUGGCCCCAUCAUGAGGCCUCCUCUCAAAGCCUUUGGACCCAGACAGAGGGUCUACAUCAGUGCCUAUAAAGGCCUCUACCACCAGUUUUGGGAGGAGCUGGUGGAAAAAGAGGAGGCAGCAAAGCCAGACCUAGUUGUUGGGUUUCAUCCAGGCUUUGAUGCCAGUCAGGGUCUGGAUGAUGGCUGGCUUCCAACACUUCUGCUCCUCAGGGAUUACGAGAUUCCCUCUCUUUUCACCACUCUGAAUGAGUCAGAGAUGACCUACUCCCUCCAGAUCCUGACGGAGCUGGAGAUGGACAUGAAGGGAAGUGGAGCCAACCCGUUUACGUCGCUGAAACCUGAAGUGGUGGACCCGUCUCCCAACAAGCCACCUGUCUAUUGCAACUCACAUUACUUCUGCUUCCAGGGUUUGCUGGAGAACGUGGAGUUGGAUGAGCCUGAGGAGUCCUGAGGCUUUCGCUACAUUUGUAACAACCUAAUCAUGACCAAUCGUUUGAAAUAGUUUUUAUACGUGCAUCACUGAAGAGAUGACCCUCUUUUUUGUUUUAGGAGCUACAGGUGUGAGUUUGUGACAUUUGCAUUUCUAUCUCCGUCCUGUGACAUGUCAGUAAAGGUUGUAACAUUUGAA